This is a messenger RNA of Pogonomyrmex barbatus (red harvester ant), 2277 nucleotides long. RefSeq names its product lysosomal Pro-X carboxypeptidase. Gene Ontology annotation, biological process: proteolysis. NCBI's taxonomy places the organism in Eukaryota, Metazoa, Arthropoda, Insecta, Hymenoptera, Formicidae. The record is from RefSeq and is a predicted model, not a curated record. Gene Ontology annotation, molecular function: serine-type exopeptidase activity; dipeptidyl-peptidase activity.
GUUCCGCGACACCCCGUAUGUAUCGAAUCGCGCAGGACCAGCAACGCGGGAGGUAGUAGCGGAGCGGAGGAGUUUGGAUUUUGUGCUAGAACAUAAAAGUGGCGCGACACAAGCGAGGACGAGUGUUCUCCAGUCAAAACGCAGAUUUCCUCGUGGCUGCACCAUGUGCACAUCGCUACGGACGUUACCGUUACUUUGUGUCGUGCUGGCCGCGCUGUGCCAGUCGACGGUCCAGCUGAGGUUGUGGGACCGACUUACCGAAAGCCAAGAGGUCACUCAUGAUGUGCUCACGUCGCCGCGAUACAAAUAUAAGACCAAAACGUUCGAUGUGCGCGUGGAUCAUUUCAGCUUUGCUAUACAAGAUACAUUUAAAUUGAGAUAUCUCGUAAACGACACUUGGGCAGAAGCGGACAAUGCUCCUAUAUUUUUCUACACUGGAAACGAAGGCAGGAUCGAAGUUUUCGCAGAAAAUACGGGCUUUAUGUGGGAAAUCGCACCGCAAUUCGGCGCGUUAGUGGUUUUCGCCGAGCAUCGUUACUAUGGGGAAUCGCUGCCCUAUGGGAAUAGAUCCUUCGCAGACUCGCAGCAUCUCGGAUAUUUGACAACCCAGCAAGCUCUGGCUGAUUAUGUGGAUCUUAUCCAGUAUCUGAGAUCGCAGCCGAAAUACAAACGUAGCCCGACUAUAGUUUUCGGUGGCUCGUAUGGUGGUAUGCUCAGUGCUUGGAUACGCAUGAAGUACCCCCAUAUCAUUCAAGGUGCGAUUGCAGCCUCUGCGCCAAUUUUGCAGUUCUCUGGUUUUGUGGACUGCGAAGCGUUCAGCCGGAUAGCAACCUCGGACUUUCGGGCCUCAAAUCCAACGUGCGCGCAGCUCAUUCGGAAGUCAUGGAGUACAAUAACGAAUGUGACUUCGAAUGAUGAAGGCAAAAAGUGGUUAUCGGAUAGUUGGAAAUUCUGCGAGCCACUGAAAACCACGGAACACGUACAGGCGCUGAAAGAUAUUCUGUCGGAGAUCUACAUAAAUUUAGCUAUGGUCAACUAUCCUUACAAUAAUAACUUUUUAAUGCCGCUACCGGGUUAUCCGAUUAGCGUUUUCUGUCGACACCUAACAAACGCUUCGUUGACUGGUAAACCAUUAUUAUCAGCACUUUAUCAAGCUAUCAGCGUUUAUACCAACUAUACCGGUAAAGCAAGCUGCUUCUCUACAAAGACGGCGGAUAUGGAAUUAGACUCUAAGACAUGGGAAUAUCAAGCCUGCACAGAGAUGGUGUUGCCGAUAUGCGCUGAUGGUAUCAACGAUAUGUUCGAACCAGUGGAAUGGAACCUCACGGAUUAUAAUAACACUUGUUUCAAAAAAUAUUCUGUAUCAUCGAAACCUUAUCUGAUUUGUGAGGAAUAUGGUUGCAAGAAUUUUAGCAACGUAACCAACAUCAAUUUUAGUAAUGGAUUGUUGGAUCCAUGGUCGAGCGGAGGUGUGCUGCGUAAUUUAUCCUCAUCGGCGGUUGCGAUAUUGAUCCCAGAUGCUGCGCAUCAUCUCGACUUACGAGAAAGUAAUAGGAACGAUCCGUACAGUGUUACUUUGGCGCGCAAGUUCCAUAAGUAUUCCAUCAGGAAAUGGAUCGAGGAACAUCAAUAGAUUUUUAAAACUCGAUAUAAUAAAAGAAAAUUGCGGAGAAUUCAGAAAUAACUUGUCUGUGAUCGAAAUUCAUCUUUUUUAUUUCUCAAAUUAUAAAUACAAAAACAGGACACGCACACCGCGACAACAAUAAAUACUCAGGCGCUGCCGUGGAUCGAUUACUUAUAACAAAAUGUUUGCGAAAACUCAAUCGAAAACGUACGCGAAAAUAUUUCGGUAUCACAGUAAAAUAAUAAAUGCACAUAUCUCUUGGACAUUCUAAAAGAUCUACGAGAGAGUAUACAAUAUUUUUAGACAAUGCAAAAAUCUAAAAAAUAUUUAAGAAACACAUCUGAUCUAUAUCUUUCUGAUGUUUGCGUUGUCUAAAAUCUUUCGUCAUGAUUCUAAUAUCACUAUAGCACAUAAAGAUGGCUACUUUAUAAAAUAAAAAUGUAACGCUAUCGAGAUUAUUUGAUACUAAUAUUCGACAUUAAUCAUAAAUAUACGCGCUGUAUUCCUAAUUUAUCUCUUUAUCGUUUUUAAUGUUUUAAAAUUUCUUAUGCCAAAUUUAUUCGAAGAAAUCAUGAUAUUGAUAUGAAUCAUUAUAUAAGCAAAUGAAGGUGCUGAAGAUAUACGGAUUUCUAAAAUAAACUUAUUUAAAAGAA